AUUUAAGUUGUAAAAGUUGGUCUUCCUUUAAUUUGUACAAACCGGUACAAACACAGGUGUUAAAAUAGAUAAUUCCAUCAGGCGAGCUAAUGGAGUACAAGUAUCUUGACCAAUUAACUGAUACUACUUGGUUAGUCCAGGAAUUGGCUUCAGACAGUCAAUACGUGACGAAGAAAAUUGAGUGCAUCGAUGAGAUGGAGGCAAAUGUCUACUUCAAUAAAAUGAUCUCUUAUCAGAAGUUGAAGCACUCAUUUUUAGUCCCUUCUAAACAUAUUUACAUUAAAUGGGACGAAGAGGACUCUGCUGUUUACCUUUGCAUCAUUUCCAAGUACAUGCCCAAAGGUAGCCUUGGUCAGUUGUUGAUGAGUAAAAGGAAAGAUAUUCAAUGGUUGGAGAAGACUCUAUUACUGAAAUGGACUGGGCAGCUAAUUGAGGUAUUGGUUUAUAUGCACAGACAGAAUUAUCAGCAUAAGAGGCUUAACACUAAUAACGUCUUCCUAUCUGAAAAUGAUACCAUGUGUGUCGGUGAUUCUCCUCCAGCUUUAAGGUCUUCAAUUAAACCUGGGUCUCUUAAAUGGUUAGCACCAGAGCUUGUGGACGAUGAUGCCUCACCUUAUGGUUUUAGUUACGAUGAAAGGUCUGACAUUUGGUCCCUUGGUUGCAUCAUUUUAGAAAUGGCCACGACCGGGUGCCUAACAGAUACCGGAUUUCUUUCGCUAAUAUAUCAGCUUAGAAUCAACACCGAGGUAUUGAGUAAGAUUUUAAAGGAAGUUGAAGCCCAGUAUGGUAGUGAAAUCAGUGAUUUGAUACAAUCCAUGCUGAGGCUAAAUUAUCACCAGCGACCACUGGCGAUUGACCUUUGCUACAAGCCGAUCAUUAAAGAUUCUUUAGCCUUGUACGACUCUGGCUUGCUAAAAGAAUUAGACAUUAUCACUGAUGAUCAAGAUAUCAUAGCUACGAAAUUAAGCAGGAAUAAGUUCUCUGUUGUUGAGCAAUGUGAAGUACUUAAACAUUUGAUCCAGUUACUGCAAGGUAAUGAUUCAAUAUCACUGAAGCCAGUCUUACAGGAAUUGAUAAUUGGUUUAAGUAUUGCCAAAACUUCCUCCUCUAAUUUGAUAUGUGAGUCGUUGAGGGUAUUACAUUACGGUUCUGACAUUGAUUUAUUGUUAUCCAGUGAUCGCUACACUGAUGUUUUCUCAUUAUGUAUAGCUGCUAUCGAGUUACAUUCAAGUGACAUCAAAACCGUAAACUCAGGCUUAUCACUAUUAAAUGAUAUUACCAUCAAAGGUCAUGCCGGUGCUAAUAAUAAAUUACUAAGCACUGGGAUACUAUUAGCUUUAAUGGACACAUCAAAACGACACAAAGAGAGUUCGUGCACUCUGGAACUUGUCUUUAAAGUACUACUAAAUCUUGUUAAGCCUAUGUCUGUACUUAAUGCUUCCGUGUCCGGUGAAAUGGUUGAACUUACUUUGAGUUCACUAUCCUCUCAUAUUGAAUCUUCUUCUCUUGUCCUGUCAGGGCUUUCCUUAUUGUGGGAGUCUUGUCGCUCAGUUGAUGUCCUAACCAGAAUAACAAGUACGGCUAAUAACAUCAACUUAUUAUCAAGGAUACUCCAUGAGCACAUUCAAAACACAGACAUUAUCCUGCUAGUCAUUAAAAUGACCAUACUGAUAUGCAGUGAGAAAGACGACUUGUUUUUUGCUUUGGUUGAUUUAAAGGUGACUCCUAAUGGAGUAGCAAUCAUCAUUGGUGUUAUAAAGCAUCACGCUCUACAUGAAGAAAUAAUGGAACAAACCCUUGCACUAAUAAAUAUUAUGACCAAACACGUCGAGAUCAAACAAGAGCUGAUCCAGAAUGGCUUGAUGGAGAUAUUGUCAAAUUGUACAAGUUCAAACUGGAGAAAGGAAUUAAGAGAUUCUGUUCAUGGGCUGCUUAGUAAUUUGGCCGAACACGAAGCUUAAACUGCACCUGCAGGAUUGUUACUACUCGCAUACUACGCUUUAAACCGGAAUUCACUUAAGAGAUUACAUUGAAAGAAUUAUAUUUAUUUUAGCAAAAAAGUUUGAAAUGCAGUAGAAUCAUA
This is a messenger RNA of Amphimedon queenslandica, 2083 nucleotides long. RefSeq names its product serine/threonine kinase-like domain-containing protein STKLD1. Gene Ontology annotation, biological process: protein phosphorylation. The record is from RefSeq and is a predicted model, not a curated record. The transcript has 26 exons. Bases 90 to 1961 code for a protein of 623 amino acids. Lineage: Eukaryota; Metazoa; Porifera; Demospongiae; Haplosclerida; Niphatidae. Gene Ontology annotation, molecular function: ATP binding; protein serine/threonine kinase activity.